Molecule: messenger RNA, 1710 nt
Organism: Clonostachys rhizophaga
Lineage: Eukaryota; Fungi; Ascomycota; Sordariomycetes; Hypocreales; Bionectriaceae
Source: the annotation of a GenBank genome assembly
AUGGAUUCCAUCAACGAACAGUCAGCCGCCCAGGGUGGCUCACAACAAGAUCGAGGUCCAACCACUACUAUUGAGCCGGAGGCUAAGCGUGUUCGAGAUACUGAGGAGAAGAGUCCCGAUACCGUUAUCUUGGAAGGCAACCAGGAAGUCGCCUACGAAAAUGAGAUUUUUUAUCUCGACGGCCUUCGCUUCUGGGGCGCCUGUAUGCUUCUUUCGAUUAUGUUCUUCUUGGUAUCUAUGGAGAUAUCUGUUGUUACAACGGCCAUGGUAGGUAUAUCGAAAGAGCUAGGAGAGUUUGAUAGUGUCAGUUGGAUUUUAUCUAGUUACCUCCUUGGAUAUGUCGCCGUUGUCAUCAUUUUCGCCAAGUUCAGCGAUAUCUUUGGCCGCAGACAAAUCUUGGUAACUUGUAUAUUCAUCUUUACAGUAUUCUCCGGCGCCUGUGGUGCGGCACAGACUAUGACUCAACUCAUCAUUCUUCGUGCGUUCCAAGGAAUGGGUGGCGGGGGCUCAUUUGCGAUGAAUAUGAUUUUCUUGAUUGAAAUGGUGCCUGCCAGCAAGUAUGCACAGUUGGUUGCCAACAUGGGCUUCCCCAGUGCAAUCGCGUUGGGCUUAGGACCGGUCAUCGGGGGUGGAAUCACUUCUAACACGACUUGGAGAUGGGUUUUCCUCAUGAACGUUCCAAUUGGCGCUUCUGCCAUCGCCCUCGCGUUUCUCGCGAUUCCUCGGACCUUCCCCUACUCUGAACAUUCUUCAACCUCACUCCAUUGGUCGUCUCUUAGAGCGUUUGAUCGUGUGGAUAUCUUGGGAUCUGGAUUACUUCUCCUAGCAACACUCGCAGUAACGGCAGGUUUUGAGGAGGCUGAUUCACUUUUCCCAUGGAAGUCCGCCUACGUUAUUUCCUUACUAACGAUAGGUGGCCUACUCUGGAUCUUAUUCUCAUUUUGGGAACGACAUGUUACUCUUGCCAAGUCAAACAGAGAAGCUGUUCUCCCUUGGAGAUUCUUUUCGGAGCGUGCCCUCGUUGGUAUCUUACUUGGCGAAGUAAUGUUAGGCGGCCCGAUGACCGUCACUGUAUUUCAGCUACCGCAGAGAUUCCAGAUCAUCAACGGGCUGUCAAGCGUGGAUGCAGGUGUCAGGCUUGUUCCAUUUGGAGUAACUGUACCAAUUGGCGCCAUGCUGGGCAGCCGAAUUGCCGGGAACCUCCGAGUCCCACCUAUUUUUGUCGCGAUAGGUGGUGCCAUCCUCCAGGUUGUUGGAUUUGCUUUGUUGAGUCAAUUGCCUUCCACUACUCAGAUACCUCCCAGUGUCUAUGGCUUUCAAGUUCUGUGUGGAAUCGGCGUUGGUGCAACCUACCAGAGCUUGUAUAUUUUGGUCCCGCUGAUAGUAGGUAUAAAGGAUCAAGCUGUUGGAAUGGGAGCUGCCACACAAUUCCGGAUGAUGGGCGGGGCUAUCGUUCUGGCCCUCUCAACUUCGGUAUUCAAUAGCCACGUCUUGCCCGCUCUUGACGAAUUAGGACUAUCUGGGUCUUCCAGAAAUCUGCCCCAGACCAUAGCCCUAAUAGAGAAAACAGACGUGUUAGCCUCUUUGCGGUCAUCACUAUCAGAAGGAUACAAUAGACAGAUGUAUGUUCUAUGCGCUUCCGCUGCAGCACAAGCCUUAGCUGCAUUACUAGUCUUGAAACGCAAGCAGUGGAUUCUCCCGGAGCAAUAA